UUUCACCGCAAAGGUCACGAAUAAUUGCGUUUUGUACUCUCAGUGUUCAUUGAUUGUCUGUCUGAUCAGCAUAUUCGUUCCUAAAACUUACCGGAGUUGACCAAUAACAUUAUAGAGUAGAUCAGGAAUUUCCGUAGGAGGUGAAAUAGGAUAUUUGAAACUGACCAACGAAUUUAAUAUCGAAAUUUGAUGUAAACCCUUUAUGUCGUACGAGGGACUCCAUACUUUAAGUUGACCGUUAUCCGUUAUAAGAAAAAAGCGUUUUGAUAUUUAUUUGCAACGACACUCAACCACGAAGUCUGAGGCAUAAGAGUGAUAUUGUGGAUGAAAUAAGUAAUAUUGCAACUGUUCGGCGACAUUUUAGUAAACAGACCUGCUAUGGAAAUGGAAACAUUUGAGACUCCCUUCCCAUACGGAUUGAUACAGGCAGACUAUGGUGUGAUAGUCUUUCCAAAUUCAUACAGCGAAUGGGACAUCAUUCGAAUUAGCAUUAGCAUCCGCGAAGAGGCAAAUUGGGCGGAAAAGAUGAAUGAUCCGACUGUCGUCGCUAGAUGGAAAGAUGAAAUAGCCAGCCCCAUGAGUCAGAGCGAGAGGAAAUUCGAAUAUGUUUUGGCCGAGCUGGGCCAUUAUUUGUCCAUCAGAGACGGUUCAAUUGAAGUCGCUGCUGUGGAUGGCACAUGGCAAUCAGAUGCGUUAAUCGAUGAUGCAUUACGAAACGAGUUUAUGGGAAGAGUCAGCAUUUUAGAAAACAUUCCGGAUUCAAAGAAGGAUUGGUGUCCAGGUUCAAACAAUCAAGUGUUAGAUUUGAUCAAUCCAUCGCUGUUUUGUUUUGUUGCUGGAAGGUCAAGAGUUACAUUAGAACCAAUGCCACCUUUUUGUGAUGAGAAACUACUGCAAUUCGCUGAUGACGACAAAUUUAUGUCUUUGGAUGAUGGAUCAAAAUUUGCUCUCAAACCAACGGCAUCCCUACCCACAUCAUCGGCGAAAUUCCAAUGGUUACCAGCCGAGUUUCAUGUUGACGAGUCAGGAGAAGUGAAAAUCACUUCCUACAUAAACAAUUUACACCCCGAAUGCCAUCCGACACUGUACCGAUGCAUCGAGAAAAUAUUCGAAAAAUUUGUGCCGAUGUUCAACAAAGUGCUGACCGACUUAAGAAAUCCUCGGAAAAAUCGAAUCAAGACCGAUUUUUACGAAAAUUUCGACUUUGGAGUAGAGAGAGAAGGUCAAGAUGCGACGCAACCGAUAAAAAUACACAGUUUUGAAUCACCACCGCCUCCCAAAAAAAUUGUUAAAUUAAACGGAAGAGAUCUGCAAGUCAUUGUUAAGCUUGCCAACAUUCAUCUUACUCCUGAUCGGCCAGAAUAUCCAGGCGGUUCAUGGCACGUCGAAGGAAUGGCUAAUGAAAGGAUUGUCGCAUCGGGAGUCUAUUACUAUUCAUCGAAUAACAUAACCGAAUCUCGCUUGAAUUUCCGACAUGCCGUCCAGGAUAAUUACUAUGAUCGGAACGAUCACGGACGAGUUUUCCAAGGACAAUACCAGGUUAUUGGUUCGAUUAUUACAAAAGAGGGCCGGUGCAUUGCUUUUCCGAACACUUUGCAACAUCAGGUGACUCCAUUUAAGCUUGAAGACCCAACCCGUGAUGGUCACCGAAAGUUUCUGGUGUUCUACUUAGUCGAUCCUUCGGUAAAAAUACUGUCAACGUCACAAGUGCCUCCGCAACAAAAAGCUUGGUACAAGCUAAGAAUUGAGAGCAAAAAAGUUGAUUUUCCUAUUGAGCUGGUUCGCAGAAUUGUUGAUUACAUGGAAUGGCCGAUGUCACUGGUAGAAGCCAAGCGACACAGAGAUGAAUUGAUAAACGAAAGGAACGAAUUUGCCAAAAAACCAAUCCAGGAAUAUUUUGCGCGUCCAUACUAUCAACCUGAUCCAUAAAAACGAGAACGAGAAUAUGGAGCUUUAGGGCAGAAUUCAAUUCAAACUCGUAGCGUACUCGUCUCAACGAGCCAAAGUGCAUUUUUUAUUAGGAAUAAAUGACGAAAUUAUCAAUUGAA
Messenger RNA from Bradysia coprophila, 2048 nucleotides. RefSeq lists its product as uncharacterized. The record is from RefSeq and is a predicted model, not a curated record. NCBI's taxonomy places the organism in Eukaryota, Metazoa, Arthropoda, Insecta, Diptera, Sciaridae.